Messenger RNA from Trachymyrmex cornetzi, 774 nucleotides. RefSeq lists its product as uncharacterized. The coding region runs from base 1 to 774 and encodes 257 amino acids. Lineage: Eukaryota; Metazoa; Arthropoda; Insecta; Hymenoptera; Formicidae. The record is from RefSeq and is a predicted model, not a curated record. The transcript has a single exon.
AUGGAUUUCCAAAACGUGAAUUCCUUAAACGUUUGGUUGAAUUUGCUCGCGGGCAAUCUGUUACCGAUGGUCGACCAUGACAUACCUAUUUCGUUCUUUUGGAGGAUGUACAGUGUCUUUGUAUGGAUAUUAGAAAUAGUUGUAACGAUCAUGAUGAUACCCGGAUGCAUGUACGUGUCAAUGGAGAAGGCUAUAAAUGACAGCCUCAUCUGCUUUGUAGAAACAAUAGAAAUGUUUUUUAUGAUUUGGCGAAUUUACGCUCGUAAAGAUCUGAUGCAUCUAUUAAUCCAAAAACUGAAUGGGAUGCUGCAUACUGCUGAUGAAACUAUGAAGAACAUCGUGACAGAGAUUCUAAACCCGAUAAAGGGUCCACUUUAUUUCUACUGGACCACUGGCACGAUGUCGAUAAUAGUGUGGCACCUUGUAACGUUUCUAGUAAUAUUCGAAAAGAAUCUAUUUUAUUAUGAAGAUUACAGAGUACCUGCUGGUUUUUCUAAACAGCCAUUCUCGCUUAAAGUCUUUCUAUUAGGAGGCCUGUUUAUACUGCUCGGCAUGGUAUAUUCGUUCAUAAAAAAAGUUAGUGCGGAAGUAUACACAGUGCAUUUGAUUUUAAUGAUAACUGCGCAGUAUCGAUACAUUGCGGAAAAAAUUGCAAUAGUAUUUCAAGAAGAAAAUGAAGGUGAUGAAUGUCAAAAAAGACAUUUCUCUACAUCUUAUCGAAAAAAAGAAACAGAAAUUAAAGCGCUCUGUCGACAUCACAAUGAGUUGAUAUAG